This is a messenger RNA of Vicia faba (fava bean), 870 nucleotides long. The record is from the annotation of a GenBank genome assembly. Lineage: Eukaryota; Viridiplantae; Streptophyta; Magnoliopsida; Fabales; Fabaceae.
AUGUCUUCCGCCUCCCCCGCCGCCGUCUCCGGCGAAUUCAUGCUCUUCGGAGUUAGAGUUGUGGUUGAUUCCAUGAGGAAGAGUGUUAGCAUGAACAAUCUAUCACAGUACGAACAAUCUCACGACAACAACAACAACAAUAUCAAGGACGAUAAUAAUAAAGACGCUAUCGCCGCCGGUUAUGCCUCCGCUGAUGACGCCGUUCCGAUUAACUCCGUCAGGAACCGCGACCGCGAGCGUAAACGAGGAAUUCCAUGGACGGAGGAAGAGCACAAGCUGUUCUUGGUUGGAUUGCAGAAAGUAGGGAAAGGUGAUUGGAGAGGAAUCUCAAGAAACUAUGUGAAAACAAGAACGCCGACGCAGGUUGCAAGUCAUGCUCAGAAAUACUUUCUCCGGCGAAGUAACCUCAAUCGCCGUCGCCGUAGAUCUAGUCUCUUUGAUAUCACCACCGACUCGGUGUCUGCAAUUCCAAUGGAGGAAGACCAGGUUAAGAAUCAAGACAGUGUUUCACAAGUACAGCCCAUGUGUCCUGCAGCCCCUGAAACUAGAAAAAGCAAUGAAUUUCCUUUUAUGUCAGUAUAUCAUUUGGGUGUUGGUGAGAGUCCAAUGGAAGAACUCACUCUAGGACAAGGAAAUGCGAAACAAAAUUUCACAACCAAUCUAUUCCAUCCAAUUCCUUUUGUUGUUUCAGAUCCUAAAGCUUCCACUGUCUCUGAUAUCACCUCUAGUUCAAGUUCAUCUAUUGAACCUCCAACACUCUCACUUGGGCUUUCCUUCUCAUCUGAUCAAAGGAAGACAUCAUCAACACACUCAGCUUUACACGCAAUGCCAUGUUUCAACAACGGAGAUAACAUCAUAAGCGUUGCUUAA